This is a messenger RNA of Mizuhopecten yessoensis (Yesso scallop), 3371 nucleotides long. RefSeq lists its product as uncharacterized. NCBI's taxonomy places the organism in Eukaryota, Metazoa, Mollusca, Bivalvia, Pectinida, Pectinidae. The transcript has 11 exons. The coding region runs from base 592 to 1692 and encodes 366 amino acids. The record is from RefSeq and is a predicted model, not a curated record.
CUAUUCUGGGGAUCAACAACAGGUGUAUGGCAAUCAAACUAUGAUGGGACAAACAGGAAACAUCUCCUGUCAACAUCUGUUCUCGUCAGUGGACUUACAGUUGAUGAGAGGAACGUUUAUGGCAUAAAGAAUGAAAAGAUCUUCAAGAUUGACCGAUCCCUGUCAUUAACCUAUACCGAGAUCUUUGACACUGGGGACUCCACCAGGGCUAAAAGUCUGGUCUUGAUUGGGAAUAGUCUGUACUUCAGUAGUGCAGUGUGUAUAUAUAACCCGACCAACAGGUGCAACAGCUCUAUUGCAACCGUGAAAACAGAUGGUUCUGACUUCAAACUGUUUGGUCCAAUCGUGUUAACAAAUCGCGGAUAUCAACAUGCACUUGUAUACGUAUCAAGAUCUAACAGCGAAACAACACUAGCAGCAACAGCGAUCCCGAUAGUGCCCGUGUCAACAACAACAGAACCCCCUUGUUAUGAACAAACUAUCGAAGAAAGCGGCAGAGAUGAUAUUGAAGGGGAUUCUUUCUUCCUGUCUGGAGCUGCUGAACGAUCAUUAUAUAAGCUCAACGAAAAUGGAAUAUACUCUACUAUACCUAUGUCACAUAUCGUCACUGCCCAGGCAUAUGAUCACGCUUCUAACAGAAUAUUCUACGGUGUCGCUUUCCAGCUGUAUGUUUACAGUAUGCGCAUAGACGGAAGUGACGUCAGGAAAGAGGCCACAACAGACCUCUACGUCCAAGCUCUGGCUGUGGACAGUUUCAAGCAGAGCAUGUUUGUGUACUCCACCAGUAAAGGUAACAUUUAUAGGGUUAGACUGGGGCAGGACUGGACCAUGGAUCAGAGUAACGCCAUCCACAGUGGAGAAGCAGAAGUGUUUCACAUGGCCGUUGAUCCGCACAUCAGCAAAUUGAUAUGGGGGUCGUAUAAUGGCGUUUUCCAAUCGAACUACGACGGCACUGAUAAGGAGCGGAUAUUCACUCACUCUGGGUAUAUUGAUGGUGUCACAUUUGACGAAUCGUCGAUCUACGUGCUGAGUGAGGAUACUGUAUGGAAGGUUGACAGGUCAACACUCCUGUUCUACGUAAUCUAUCAACAACAUAACAGUCAGAGCGGCUUUGAUUUAUCGGGCUUGGUUGCGACUGGAGGACAUGUUUACUUCGGGAAGUACCACUGCACUUACAACCCUUCUGCAGAUUGCAUAAUCGGAAUCGCACGAGUACGAAAUGGUGGAACAAUGUACGAAGACGUUGGCCCAAUUCUCCGUACGACGUUCAUACAAACGCCCAAAUUGGUUCACAAAAGUGGUGCUAAACAGCUGAGAAGGUGCAGGGAUGAAGUCGUUGAUGACACUUAUCUCGGCAGUGAACUUAACCACAGAGGGGAGAUAAACGAUACGGUGGUAGUAGUGUUAGUUGUCUGUCCACUGGUGAUAGUGGCGGCGGCGGCCCUCUUCUUUCUUUGGUCGAAAGUAUUUACUGAAGGAAGGCGUAGUUUGGCAGAGGGCUAUAUAACAGGUUUGGAAUCGCCACAUAACAUAGGUGACGCUGUUGGAACAAAUAGUCAAUUGUCAAACAAUGCCAUCUACACGGUCCCGAACGUCAACAGCGAAAAGGCGGCAAUAGAAAAACAUUACCGUGAAAUGGAGGCGAUAGAAAAUCAGUACCAUGAAAUACAUGUGUACGAUCAGAUCAAGUGAAUAUGGGAGUCUCCCGAUGACAAUGACACCUUUGAAAGAUGCUUUGAACAAAAUCGCCCUUGUGUGUCAUGUUUCACUAAAUCGGUUGCGACGGGCACGAAAUUCAACCGCUACGAAGCUUUAGUUACACUUGUUCGUAAUUGUUGCCUUUUUGUGGAAUUUUGAUUGUUACUGAAAUAUAUCCUAUUAUCUAAAUACCAUCAUAAUAUGAAUAAAAUACGAAUUUAUACGAACUGUCUGGUACUAAAUAAAUGUUAAUCCAUAAAAACUAGGAGAAUAAGGUGUUCAGGAAGGAUAAGCGUCUUCUCCAAUUAAAGUUACGCCCCCAUAGCGAGAACUUCGACUGUGACAACUAAAAAACAAGUAACAACUAAAAGAUGCACAGAUGAGCACGAUAAAAAACAUCGACUUAUAACACAAAAACAAACCACAGUUUCUAACCAUGGUAAAGGACUAUGCAAAUACAAAGGGUAUGUAAAUGAUUGAAACGCCGUAAAUAUAUAAUUAGCAGUAAAUCAAAUUGAUACGUAAACAUCUGAAAUGAUAUCAUGCUAAUUUUGUUAACAUCAUAUAAAGUUAUAUUUUUCUAAUGACAGGUUAUUUUCUUACUGUUUUGUAUUACUAUUUUUUCAUAUUAUUCCCGACAAGAGAUUGGGCAGGAGUGCAUCACGUGUCCACCGAUAAAAACCGAUAUUGACUUAGAGCGCUUGAUUUUUGUUAAAGGACUGGAUUUUCUAAAAAUAUAAUUAUGACGUGUCACCAAACAACUCACCGGUUUCGCUUCCGAAGCAUUUUUGGUAUGUUAUUUUUUAGAUUGCUGAAAUCACUGUUUUGAAAAUAAUAAAAUAAUUGUAGCCUUUAACUUCGGUCGAUACCUGGAUUUAUCGAUCCCGAGAAAAGAUAUCGACCUCAGCCAAAGGCUAUAAUUGAAUAUUAUCAAUUAUCUAUCUUUGUCUUUUCCUGAUCCCUACACCUUCGAAGAUCUAAUGCAUUUAAUGUUUUCAUCUUUAUUGAUAAUAUUUGUUGUAACUUUAGUAGUAAACCCUUUACGCGAUAGAUAAUGUUUUUUAACUUAAAUCGACUGGGGUUGUCAAUUCACAAUUUGAUAAAUCCGUUAUAUAGGUUUCUGGUAAUAACAUAUUUUUCCCUUGAUAAAAGUAUUUUCUUUUUCUAUUACUACUAAUUAAGACGUUUUACGCACAGGGGUUUUGCAAUUGGAUUUGAUUAUUUGUUAAAGCUUAAUGUUCAUGGGUUUAAAUUGAUAUUCUUGAUUUGGAUUUUAUAAAGGACACAUUAUUCAAAGUAUUAUCAAAAUAGACUCCCCUUUUAAAUUUCCUUCGUGGUUGAUACAUUUCACCAUCUGGCAAACUUUCAAAGUUAUACUUGCACUUUUUUCUCAAUACCAAUCAAACAGUGCUUCAACCAUCAUUAACAUUUACAAUGAAUAACGAUUUUUCGUCUGAAAAAUAUAUACACGUGGGAUCGACUACCGGUAUCGUAAACAUUUUGUCUAUUGCUUUUAUUUCUUAUGUAUAUAUAUUAUGAAAAUAUAGAUUGCUUGCGUCAUAUUAUACCUGUUGAAGAUAUCUUUGGGAUGUCUCAAUUUUCUUAUUAAGAAAUGAGUUGAUCGAGGAAUUAUGUAUUACAUAUUUGAUUCUUAAUAAAUAUUACAAGUUUAA